Messenger RNA from Gastrolobium bilobum, 1530 nucleotides. RefSeq lists its product as uncharacterized. The record is from RefSeq and is a predicted model, not a curated record. Bases 339 to 1169 code for a protein of 276 amino acids. The transcript is spliced from 3 exons. NCBI's taxonomy places the organism in Eukaryota, Viridiplantae, Streptophyta, Magnoliopsida, Fabales, Fabaceae.
AGUCGUAUUCAACCACCACCCUCGUCAUAACACUCUUUUGCUUAUUGCAUUCAGUGACGCUGUUGUUGUGUCUAUUGGGAGAACAUAGCUUUUUUGAAUAGCUGAAUCAUUGGGCAAAUAUAGAGGGAGAGAAGAAAGGACUCUAUUUUCUGCAUCCAAACCAGUUAAAGUUUGCUUAUUAUGCCGAAGUAGACUAUUACAGAUUAGCUGGUAGGUUUAGAAGGAGGAGGUUUUUCGUUGAUUAUCUAUCUGCUUAGAUCAGCUAAAGAAUCAUUCAAGGAUCCAGUUGAUCAUGUACUAGAUAGAUUUAUCUUGAGUGGUAUAAAUAAAACAGAAAGAUGGGAUCAUUUGUGGGUCAUGCAUUGCCAGGGACCUUAUUUCUUCUAGUUGGGGCAUGGCAUAUAUGGGGCUCUAUGGUGAGAUAUGUAUCAAAUCCUAUGACAUUUCGAGUCCGAGUCUGGAAUCCUGUUCCAGGGUUUGAUGGGAGGCUCAAGCACUUGGAGCUCUAUGUUAUUUCAAUCGGUGCUUUGGUUGACUUGUGCAUCGAGCUCUUAUUUGCAACCCAGCUCAAGUUUGUUUUAGGCGGAGUCUUGAACUCCACAUACUUGAAUAACUUUGAGCACUCAGGAAUGCUUCUAAUGUUUCUUAUCUUCGGUGUUGCUACCCUGCUCUCGGAAAGGACAAGAUAUCUUCCUUUGCCUGAAGGUGCUCUUUGUUUGAUUGCUAGCACAGCAUUCUGUGCAGAGUAUCUUCUAUUCUAUUUUCAUUCAACAACACACAAAGGCCUCGAGGGAUAUUACCAUGUGCUCCUUGCCUUCUUGAUUGGGUUAUGUAUUUUAUCUUCAAUUGCUGGAGCCCUUUUGCCGAGUAGCUUCCCAGUCGAUUUAUGUAAUGGCAUUGCUAUAACACUGCAAGGAAUCUGGUUCUAUCAGACUGCCUUAGUUCUUUAUGGCCCUAUGCUACCAGCUGGUUGUCACCUCAAGGAUAGUAAUGUCGCAUGUCAUUCAAAAGCGAAUGAGGUUCGAGGUGAAUUGCUUGCUAAUGUUCAGCUCUUUUUUGCAGUCCUUGCUGUUCUUGUGGGAACUAUAGCAUCGUAUGGUUUUGCAGCUUCAAGGUAUGGGAAUUGUGACGAGCCUGCUCUCAAUUCGGUUAGAUUAGAUCAAGAUUGAAGUUUGCUAUGCUAUUCUAUUUCUGUUUUUGGAGGGCGAGUCUUGAAAUACCGGUAAGAUUGUUCCAUUGAGAUUGGAACAUCACAGACUUGAGUAUAAGAAAAACCUCUUUACUAAAAUGUAAGGGUAAGGUUUUGUAAAUCGACUCUCACCCCUACCCAUCAUAAAGUCGAGGAACAUUAUACACUAGGGUUUGCCCUUUUCGCUGCAAUAUAUUGGCAGUCUAGUUUCAUGUAUAGAAUGAUUGUAUAUUGAAGUAAACAAGUACAUUCCUGUGGUGAAAUGAUUUUUAGGAAUCAAAUGUCAAAUAAACAAGUAAAUUAUUGUUUCAUCUGGCAUACAUUGUUGUAAGGGAGUUCAU